This is a messenger RNA of Ectocarpus siliculosus, 1444 nucleotides long. The record is from the annotation of a GenBank genome assembly. Lineage: Eukaryota; Phaeophyceae; Ectocarpales; Ectocarpaceae.
UGUCGUCGUGGGUGAAGGGUUUGUCUCUCCAACGCCUCGCAGGGACCACGUUCCUCCUGGCUCUCUCUCCACGCAGGGCAGCUUCUCUAGUUGCGGGUUCGAGGCCACGUUGCCCCAGCAGCGGUCAUACGAGGAUACUCAUGACGAAGACCGCCACACCUCCUGUUCCUCCUGCUGACGCCACGGCCGGAGGCGCUACUGCAAACCCUGCUACCGCUGCUCCUGCUGUGUGGGACGCCGACGCCGGAGUGUGGGUAGGAGACCGGGCGGCUGGGCAAGAGGGCAGCGUUCCUUCACCGCUUUGGAUUUUCGGUUAUGGCAGUCUUUGCUGGCGACCGGAGGCGUCUUUCGCCGGCUUCGAGCGCUUCAAUGGCGAGGUCGUGGGGUGGAAAAGGCUUUUCGCGCAGAAGAGCAUGGAUCACAGAGGGACCCCGGAGUUCCCAGGCUUGGUUGCGACUCUUGUUUCAGAUGCUGACCUCGAGGCUCUUGGCCAGCGAUCGGCCAGUGACCCCCCGUCAAGGACCCAUGGCGUCGCGUACCUCAUACCCGAAAACAAGGCGGAGGAAGUCCUCGCUGGGCUGGACUUUAGGGAAAAGGGAGGAUACACGAGAGCGACGGUCGACGUGCUUCCGGCCGGGGGCGAGGGUGGCCAGAAGGAAGACACCACCAGUUCUGAAGACACCGCGGUGCCAACGCCAGCUUUGCUGUACACGGGUACAACAAGCAAUCCGAACUUUCACGUGCCCUCCAUCGACGAGGCCGCGGAUACCAUUGCUUUGGCGGUUGGGCCUUCGGGACCCAACUAUGAGUAUCUCUUCUCCCUCUCUCAAUACCUUGAGAAGGUCGGAACUCCGGACCCGCAUUUGAUGGAGCUCUCGGACAUGGUACGGUCGCGAAUCAAGACUCGAGCGUGAUUCUGGCAUCGAAUGAAUGUGUUGUUCGUUUGGCACCGGUUUUGAGGGGGGGAAUGGCCAAGAAGUUUUUGUGUAAUUUUUUAUCCUUGGCCGCACGGCGGUGUGUACAGCAGUGUUAGAAGACUUCAGUAGUAGGGCCGACUUUUUCGUGAGGCGCCACUCAAGUGUACGGUGAAGUAGAAUAUUCGAGUGUAAGGGGAAUGUCCGUAGAUUCUCCUGUACAAUGAAGGUCUUACACGCAGUGUAGGUCUACCUACCUUCAAAUGUAGUGCUACAAAUCAAUUUUUGUGGCAAGCGGUGAGGGAGACGAAAAAUAAAUAAAUUAUGUUGCGCCCAGAAAGAGAGAAUAUCCCAUCAAAAGUCGAUGCAUUUGCCGGUACUGGACAACAAACAGCAGUUACCUCGGCGUCCAAAGAAGAACAAGAGCCUCGCGUUCUCCACGGCAAGGAAGCUCUGGUCAGAGAGUAAGUAAGAGAUCCAAAAUGAGAUGCCUGCCGCCGUCGGACGAUUAUACUACUACAUUUCGAAGU